Molecule: messenger RNA, 642 nt
Organism: Glycine soja
Lineage: Eukaryota; Viridiplantae; Streptophyta; Magnoliopsida; Fabales; Fabaceae
Exons: 2
Coding region: 1-642 (213 amino acids)
Source: RefSeq, a predicted model, not a curated record
AUGCGUGAUGAGGAAGAAGAAAAGAAAGAAGAGGGAGAAAAAUAUAAGAGCAAAGAGAGUGGUGCUGAGGUCUCAACUAUUAAGACCAAGACCAAAAGCCAGUUAGCUCAAGAGGCCGGAAGAGUGAUACCACUAGUUUCAUCAAAGGAGGCAUCGAGAAUAGGAAACCUAAAGAUUGAACCUACAAGGAUGACGCUCCAGCUGACAAACUGUUCCAUCACAAGACCAGUCAGAGUGGUAGAAGACGUCCUGAUCAAAGUCCAUCAACUCACUUUUUCGGUGGACUUUGUAAUCAUGGACAUUAAAGAAGAUGUUGAGAUCCCCUUGAUUCUGGGUCGACCAUUCAUGGUGACUGCAAAGUAUGUUGUGGACAUGGGGAAGGGCAACUUGGAGAUGAGUUUGGAAGACCAGAAAGCCACCUUCAACUUGUUUGAGGGAAGUAAGCAUCCUAGUGAUAGCAAGACUUGUUUUAAGGUGGGGGAAAUUGAGAAAAAAGCUAACCUCGUUGGGGGGCACCUGAAUUAUGUGUUCCUAGAAGAAGAUGAAGCCAAACAAGUUGUGGAUCAUAUAGACUCUUCUAGUGUCUUUCUCAGGCAAAGACCCGAGCCAUUCCAGACAUUCCACCAGCUCCUCCACCAGUGA